CGUUGGCCUACCACGAAACCCACUGGAUUCUCGAUGUGACUUUCGCCGAGUCAUCCCCACAAACAAAACUCUCUCUCUCUCUCUCUCUCUCUCUGCCUGCCCAGGAAGAAAAAAUCCUCAUCUUUUUUACGUGUCUUGCUCAGCCUUCUCAUUUCUGUAGCACGCCGGCAAAGAAAAAGCAGGCGAGGAGAGGAGAGAAAAGUUAUGAAAUGGGUGGCGGAACUGCUACAAUAAGUCCAUUCAAAGACCAAACUCACUCCCUCGCCAAGAAGAUCUUACCAUGGACCAUCUAUGCCCUUCUCCCUAUAGCUCUCUUUCGCCUUUACUUUUAUCCUCUCCAACUCCCUCAGUCCUCCACCGAUCAGCUCCCCAAUACCACCCCUAUAACCAUCUCCUCCUCCUCCUCCUCCUCUUCUCUUUCUCUUCCUCCUACUCAGUUUUAUUCUUCUGAAGAAGAGGGAAAAACUAACGAAACUCCAUGUGACUACACCAGAGGCAGAUGGGUCCAUGAUCGGUGGGGCCCUUUGUACAAUGGUACUACAUGCGGCACCAUCAAGGAUGGCCAAAAUUGCAUCUCUCAUGGCAGGCCUGAUCUGGACUACCUCUAUUGGAGGUGGAAACCCAAGCAAUGCAAGCUACCAAGGUUUGAACCCAACACCUUUCUUGAGCUCAUUAGGAACAAGCACAUAGCUUUUGUGGGUGACUCCAUGGCUAGGAACCAACUGGAAUCGCUUCUUUGCAUGCUAGCCACUGCAUCUGCGCCUAACCUUGUCUACCGGGACAGCGAGGAGAAUAAGUUCCGUAGGUGGAACUUUCCGUCUCACAAUGCCACUGUUUCAGUAUACUGGUCGCCAUUUCUCGUAAAGGGUAUUGAAAAAUCUCACGGGGGGCCUAAUUUCAACAAAUUGUACUUAGAUCGGGUGGAUGAAAAGUGGGCAAGUGACUUGGAUCGCAUAGACAUGGUUGUUUUAUCAAUUGGGCAUUGGUUUCUACACCCGGCGGUGUACUUGGAGGGUGAUUUGGUGUUAGGUUGCCACUACUGCCCUGGUCUCAAUCACACAGAGAUUGGUUUUUAUGAAGUUUUGUUGAAGGGUUUAAGGACUUCCCUGAAGACCAUAAUCGAAAGGAGAGGGUCUACUGGUAAUGGAAUUGAUGUAAUUGUGACUACAUUUUCGCCUGCACAUUUUGAAGGUGACUGGGAUAAAGCCGGGGCCUGUCCAAAGAAAAAGCCUUAUAAGGAGGGUGAGAAGCAGCUUGAAGGAAUGGAUGCAGAGAUGAGAAAAACUGAGGUAGAGGAAGUGCAGGCGGCAAAGGAAAAUGCUUUGCAAUUUUCAGGGUUCAGACUAGAGUCAUUGGACGUGACCAAGUUAUCAUUAAUGAGACCGGAUGGUCACCCUGGGCCAUAUAUGUAUCCUUUUCCCUUUGCUAAUGGGGUGACAGAACGCGUGCAGAAUGAUUGUGUGCAUUGGUGCUUGCCGGGGCCUAUUGACACUUGGAAUGAAAUCUUGCUGCAAGUAAUGAAGAAAUGGGAGGGUGAGUUAAGGAGAGGAUAAUGAGUUACUGUACUUGGUUAAGAAGGUUAUUUAUCUUUAGAUGUUUCUCUCAAUUUGGGUGGUGGUUGUUACUCUGGAAGAGAUCUGAAAGAAGAGGAGAGAAGUGAUUGGUUGGUUUUGGUAUUUUUGGGUUCUCAAUAUGGAAUUUGAAGAGAUAUAUAAUGGUGCCAAACCAAAGAUAACGAUUUUUUGUUUUGUUUGUUUAUUCUGUGUGCAUAUACAGAUGUUUUUAAAUGUGAAAGUUGUAGAAGAAAUCAUAAAGUCCGUUGGCAGUUGUGCUUUUUCUAUA
Molecule: messenger RNA, 1842 nt
Organism: Juglans microcarpa x Juglans regia
Lineage: Eukaryota; Viridiplantae; Streptophyta; Magnoliopsida; Fagales; Juglandaceae
Product: protein ALTERED XYLOGLUCAN 4
Exons: 2
Coding region: 210-1553 (447 amino acids)
Cellular component (GO): Golgi apparatus
Molecular function (GO): O-acetyltransferase activity
Source: RefSeq, a predicted model, not a curated record